AUGGAGUAUGCAAAUCUCCAUACGCAGCAUCAUCAUCAUCAGCUGCAAGAGCAGGUUAAUAUUGGGGCUCCGUCAGCUUCUUUACCAAUUAUAGCUCCGAGCACACUAGUUACUACAACCACUAGUAAUUGUAAUUGGAAUCCAAGCCUCAUUUUGAAUAAUGGCAUAGAUGUGUAUCCAACUGAAGCCAAUAUCCCCAACUCAAAGCUAUGGCAGUAUAACUCUCCAAUUACCACAAGCACAUUCACCUCCCACGAAUUCAACUAUGGUGAUCAUCAUGCAAGAGCCUUCAGUGCUCAGAGAUCAUCCACCGCCAGUACCGAAGAAUCGCCCCUUUCGAACAUUAAGGAAGAGCCAAAUUCGGAUUCUUUCUCGAAAUUGAAGAUAGCUAAGGCCAUAUACAACAACAGUACUUUCAUGGAGCUCAUGAGUACUAACUCAUCAUAUAAUUCAGCUCCGAAUGAGUUGUACUCUAGUAUUGCUCAAAACAGUAGUAUUAAUAGAAAUGCAAGUUUUGGACAUGUUUUUCCUUGUACUAAUACUAAUAGUACUAGUAGUACGGCAGCUAGAUCAACAACAACAGGUUCAUUGUUUCCAAUAUCAUUGGUGUUGUCUUCUGGGGGCUUCAUGAACAAAAAUUCACAGGCUUCGGAUCUUUUGUCGCAUACCGCUUAUAGUCGCGAUCGCAGUCAGUGUUAUAGUCCCUCUUCACAACAUUCUAAUAACAGCAAUAUUGGCUGCGGUCUAUAUAGAGAUCAGCCUUUGUCUGUGCAGGGGCAUGGUCAUCAUGAUCCUGACAAUAUGCAAGAAUCAAGAUCAAGCCCAUCAAACAGCUCCAACAAUAAUAUGACGUCAGCUUUCUUCAACGAAGUUACAAGAACGAAAAGACAAAGUAGUUUUUCAGAGCCGAAGGAAUCUCAUGCAGAAGCUAAUAAGAAGUCCAAAUCUAUAUUACGAUCCUCAAAUCCACCAUUAAAGGUGAGGAAAGAGAAACUAGGGGACAGGAUUGCAGCUCUUCACAGGUUGGUGGCACCUUUUGGCAAGACGGAUACAGCCUCUGUACUAACAGAAGCUAUUGGGUACAUCCAGUUCCUCCAUGACCAAGUCCAGACUCUAAGCAUGCCUUAUAUGAAGUCCUUGCAAAGCAAGACAUCAAGAAAAAUACAACAGGUAUAUGGAUUGAGCAAUGAAGAGGAAACAGAAUUGAAGAUGGAUCUUAGGAGUAGAGGGCUAUGCCUUGUGCCACAAUCUUGUGCCUCAUAUUUAAAUGGUUUUGAUUGA
Molecule: messenger RNA, 1281 nt
Organism: Morus notabilis
Lineage: Eukaryota; Viridiplantae; Streptophyta; Magnoliopsida; Rosales; Moraceae
Product: transcription factor bHLH110
Exons: 7
Coding region: 1-1281 (426 amino acids)
Biological process (GO): regulation of transcription by RNA polymerase II
Cellular component (GO): nucleus
Molecular function (GO): protein dimerization activity; RNA polymerase II cis-regulatory region sequence-specific DNA binding; DNA-binding transcription factor activity, RNA polymerase II-specific
Source: RefSeq, a predicted model, not a curated record